Messenger RNA from Magallana angulata, 1717 nucleotides. RefSeq names its product chromatin target of PRMT1 protein-like. The record is from RefSeq and is a predicted model, not a curated record. Lineage: Eukaryota; Metazoa; Mollusca; Bivalvia; Ostreida; Ostreidae. The transcript has 8 exons. The coding region runs from base 175 to 954 and encodes 259 amino acids.
AUCGUAACUUUUCGGACCUCUAAGAGAAAUUCGAUAUCAACAAAAAGCACUUCCGGUUAUCUGACGUUUGUACACAAUUCAAGGCAAAGCCAAAGAAUCUCUUAAAAUCACAACAUUGAAACACCCAUCGGAUUAAUUUGGAGUCUGUAAGGAAGAUAAAGCAGUGCAGGAAAGAUGGCGGUUCCAGCAAAGAUAGUGCUGAAGAGCACGACCAAGAUGUCCCUAAAUGACAGAUUCACCAACAUUGUCAAGACCCCAAGCUCACCCACCUCCCCCCAGGCCAUCAGGGCCAAGAUGGCCGCCGCGCAGCAGGCAUCCUCGGCCAAUCGCAGACUCGCUCAGCAGAUGGCUAACAGACCCACAGUGCAGGCCGCACUGAAGAUUAAAAAGGCGAGUCUGAAGCAGCGACUGGGACACACGAAUGUGAAGGCUCGUCUAAACAUGAACGCAGUGAGGGGGCGAGGAGGGGGCAGAGGAUUCAACCGAGGACUGAGAGGCGGAGUGAGAGGUCAGCGAGGAGGAGGGGCACCCAGAGGAGGAUCCAUGGCCCGGGGAGGGGGAGACGGCAUGACCUCUAGAGGGCGAGGUCGUGGAGGAUUUGGACAGCCAAUCAAACAAGGAGGAGGGUUUGGCAGCAGUCCACGCGGAGGAGGAUUCAGAGGCCGGGGCCGAGGAAGGGGAGGCUUUGGAGACCGAGGGGGUCGUGGACGUGGGGGUUUCCAUGACAACUUUAGAGGCGGGAGAGGGGGUCGUGGUAACAGGGGAGGUAACCGGUUCCAGAGAGGUCGUGGGGGUCGUGGUCGUGGGGGCAGAGGUCGCGGAGGGUCAAAGGUUGGCAUGACCGCGGAGGAGUUGGACAACCAGCUAGACAUGUACAUGUCAAAGAGCAGCACCACCGUACGGAGUCACCUUGACGCCGAACUCGACGCCUACAUGGCAGAGUCACAGAGCUGAACAUGAACACAUAGAGAUGAACAUGAACACCAUCAAAUGAACUUGAACACCUUUAACUUAACAUGAAUACCUGAUCACUUGAGAAGAAAUACCUUGAACCGAAUAUGGACACCAAGUGAACAUAAACAUGUAGAAUUGAACAUGAAAAACUUGAGGAGCAUUAACAAUCAUCAUUGAAAUCGUGAACUGAACGUGCAAUAUGCAUUAUUAACCAAUUUAAUGACUUCCGUACCAAAUCUAUUUUUUUUGUCUGAAAUUUUUUUUACUAGGAGAUAUUUUUGGUGACUUGUGAUGGAGUUAUAUAGUGUGGUGAUAUUGAUAGUGAGUUUUCUCUCAGUUUUACAGAGGGGAAUAUUAGUGUGAAUAAAUUAUACAUAAAGUUCAUAAAAAAAAAAAAGAGGUGCUGUAUAAUUGAGCCAAGGGGUGGUACAAGCAUUCAUUUUAUAUGGCAACAUUACAUGACUGGAGUGAAAGAUUGGACUUAUUGUUAUAGUGUUAUAAAGAAUAUCAGAGAUAGUUAACAGAGAGUGUUUUAUGUAUGAUCCACCCAUCAUGUAACACCAAGCUUUAGUGUUGUGGAUUUACAGAUGAUCACAGUAGAACGUUCAUAGAAUUCCCUGUAUGUUAUCCUCUGUUAACUGUCCCCCAUUAGUACUACUUAUAUAACACUUAUCUGUAGACUGUUGUGUUUUGUAGAAGUUUUGUAGCAGAUGUUUAUUUUGUUUUUCAUGCUGUUAGAGUAUAUAAAAUAUACUUACAAUCA